This is a messenger RNA of Rhinolophus ferrumequinum (greater horseshoe bat), 5369 nucleotides long. RefSeq names its product sphingosine-1-phosphate lyase 1 (gene SGPL1). Gene Ontology annotation, cellular component: endoplasmic reticulum. Lineage: Eukaryota; Metazoa; Chordata; Mammalia; Chiroptera; Rhinolophidae. Bases 173 to 1879 code for a protein of 568 amino acids. The transcript is spliced from 15 exons. Gene Ontology annotation, biological process: sphingolipid catabolic process; carboxylic acid metabolic process. The record is from RefSeq and is a predicted model, not a curated record. Gene Ontology annotation, molecular function: pyridoxal phosphate binding; sphinganine-1-phosphate aldolase activity.
CUCAGCCGCGGCAGCGGCAGGGGGAGCCCGAUCCCCGCCACUCACUAGUGGGUCCUGUGGUGAAGAGGAUCUGGCGGGGCGAGAGCGUCCGAAGGGAGAAGCGGGGAAGCUGGUUCCGGGCUGAGGAGGGGGAGAAGACGGGAGGCCCUGAAAGUGCGGCUGGAAGUGGAAGAUGCCCACUACGGACCUUCUGAUGUUGAAGACCUUUGAGCCCUACUUCGAGAUUUUGGAAGUAUAUUCUACAAAGGCCAAGAAUUAUGUAAAUGGGCAUUGCACCAACUACGAGCCCUGGCAGCUAAUCGCAUGGAGUGUCCUGUCGACGCUGCUGGUGGUCUGGGUGUAUGAAUUUGUCUUCCAGCCAGAGAGUUUAUGGUCAAGGUUUAAAAAGAGAUGCUUUAAGCUCAUCCGGAAGAUGCCAAUUAUUGGUCGAAAGAUCCAAGAUGCACUGAACAAGGCCAAGGAUGAUAUUAACAAGAACAUGUCAUUUCUGAAAGUGGACAAAGAGUAUGUGAAAGUUCUGCCCUCCCAAGGUCUGAGCUCAUCUGCAGUUCUGGAGAAGCUCAAGGAGUACAGCUCGAUGGAUGUCAUGUGGCAAGAAGGGCGAGCCUCUGGCGCGGUGUACAGCGGGGAGGAGAAGCUCACCGAGCUCCUCGUGAAGGCUUAUGGAGAUUUUGCAUGGAGUAAUCCACUGCAUCCAGAUAUCUUCCCAGGACUGCGGAAGAUAGAGGCAGAGAUUGUGAGGAUAGCUUGUUCCCUGUUUAAUGGGGGACCAGAUUCCUGUGGAUGUGUGACCUCUGGGGGGACAGAAAGCAUACUGAUGGCCUGCAAAGCUUACCGGGAUCUGGCCUUAGACAAUGGGAUCAAAAUUCCAGAAAUUGUGGCCCCCCAAAGUGCCCAUGCUGCGUUUGACAAAGCCGCCCAUUAUUUUGGGAUGAAGAUUAUACGAGUUCCACUGAACAAAAUGAUGGAGGUGGAUGUUCGGGCAAUGAGAAGAGCCAUCUCCAGGAACACCGCCAUGCUCGUCUGCUCUACCCCCCAGUUUCCUCACGGGGUGAUAGAUCCUGUCCCUGAAGUGGCCAAGCUGGCUGUCAAAUACAAAAUACCUCUUCAUGUAGACGCUUGUCUGGGGGGCUUCCUCAUCGUCUUCAUGGAGAAAGCAGGAUACCCACUGGAGCAACCAUUUGACUUCCGGGUGAAAGGUGUGACCAGCAUUUCAGCGGACACCCACAAGUAUGGCUACGCCCCCAAAGGCUCCUCAGUGGUGUUGUACAGUGACAAGAAGUACAGGAGCUAUCAGUUCUUCAUCGAUCCAGACUGGCAGGGUGGCAUCUACGCUUCCCCGACCAUCGCGGGCUCACGGCCCGGUGGCAUUAGCGCAGCCUGCUGGGCCGCCUUGAUGCACUUCGGUGAGAGCGGCUAUGUUGAAGCUACCAAACAGAUCAUCAAAACUGCUCGCUUCCUCAAGUCAGAACUGGAAAACAUCAAAGGCAUCUUUGUGUUUGGGGACCCUCAAUUGUCCGUCAUUGCUCUGGGCUCCCGUGAUUUUGACAUCUACCGACUAUUUAACCUGAUGACUGCGAAGGGGUGGAACUUGAACCAGCUGCAGUUCCCAUCCAGUAUUCACUUCUGCGUCACGUUAGUACAUACCCGGAAGCGAGUAGCCAUACAGUUCCUAAAGGACGUCCGGGAAUCUGUCACUCAGAUCAUGAAGAAUCCUAAAGCAAAGACCACAGGAAUGGGUGCUAUCUACGGCAUGGCCCAGACCACCGUCGACAGGAACCAGGUAGCAGAAUUGUCCUCGGUCUUCUUGGACAGCCUUUUCAGCACAGACACUGUACCUCAGGGCAGCCAGAUGAAUGGUUCUCCAAAACCCCGCUGAGCCCGGACCCUUUCUAGCCCCGAGGGGCUUCUGGCCUUCAGAAGGUUCUCGGAGUGUGGAACAGGCCAUCCACAGUUUCAGCAUCUGGUCUUGCUCCACAGAACACGACGAGACAGACCACAAGACAGCUCGAGCCUCAGGAUUGUUGUUCCUCCUUUCAUCAUCCUUUUGUGGUUUUCAGUAUGAAGACCCCGAAGGAUUCCAUUACGUUAUCAUUUUGCCCUUGUUCUAAAUGUUAUCCUAGGAAUUGUUUUAACCAUUUCCUUCUCUAACCUCUCUAGCUUUCAACUUCACUUAAUCCUUGUGUGGCAGCUCUGACCUGUCCUGAUUCCUUAAGGAAGCUGGGACACAGUUUAUGAAAUAGAAAACGGUUUUCUUUGUUGUCUCAGGCAGAUUGGCUGAUCAGGUAGGAAGCAUCCAUGUAACAAGUUUCCCUGGGUGGGUGUUAGAUACACUCUAAGCAGGAGGCUUUUUCGGCCCUUUGCUCUUUGAGUAGGUUAGUUGUCUCUCUUAGGGUCACUUUUGUUGCAGUUUGUUUUAUUUUUCCAGGACACAGAUUGACCAGGCCGUUGUUGCUCUUAUGCAGGAGUAGAGUGGUCUGUCUACCAAGGCCGGGUGUGGAGGAGUCCACUGUCCUCUUCUUGCAUACAGUCCCCAUUUGAUUCUUGGCUGCCACCGUCUUUGGCGAUUCUUAUUUGAAAUUAUGCUACCCUUGGAGCAUAAUUGUUACCAUGGACCAGAAGGGAAUGCGAUUCCCAAAGGAUCUAGGACUUUCUGGCCCUAGUGUUCAGAGCACACCUGAGCCCUCUCCUGGGCUGGUGAUACCAGAAACCAGACCCUCUUCUAUACUUCUCUGAGUAUCAGAGUAGGAUGAGCACCCAGAUUCAAAAAGUUGUCACCAAAAGUUGGUGGUGGCCCUCCCCUCCCGCACCGCUUUAAGCCAUCAUGUAUGAAAAUAUGUCUGCUUGAAGGAACCACUCAAAGCACUUUCACAAGUUGCCUUGAUUUACCCUACGUGGUGCAAGGAGGGUGUGAGAGAGCUCCCAAGGCAAGGAAAAUUUUUUCUUUCCAUGAGUGUGUUCUUCCUGCCUCUUCCCCCUUUAUUCAACUCCCAAAGGUACUAUGGCAAUUGAGCCUCAGGUACUGGAUGCUUCCCAGCCCUGGCUAGGAUGAGAGAAACAUUUUGGAAUGGGAAACAUGAAGGUAAGUUUCAGUCAGAGGCCAGGGCCUGGGUUUUCUUCAUAAGACUAGUUGCUCAGGGUGGUGCAGGGACAAGACCAAACCCUGUGCCCACUCCCGACCCUCUUCUCCCCGCGUGGGGCCCAGGUCUAGGUUGAGCCACUGUCCUGCCCUGAUGACGACAUAUCCUGCGUGUGCCUUUUUCCUCCGCAGGGAGCAGUGGGGGGCUAUUCCUGACCCAAGCCCAGGGGAUCAGCCCCUGAGGUUUUUAUUUGAGUAGGGGAUACUUAGGGUAAGUCAGGAGAAAUGCCUCUGUUCCAUUACCCUUCUCAGGGACUCCUGAAUAUUCAGCCUCUUCCGGCCGGUGUCCUCUCGCCUCCCUCACUGGGUAUGCUGGGGGCCGGGAGAGCCAAGGCGACCAGAUUUUCCCCGAAGCUCCUUAACCACUUUUGUCUGAAAUGUUUCUUAGCACUGUAUUUGCUACACAAAACUGUGACUGGCCGUGUCAUUGCAGGGCUGGUGUGUGUGUGUGUGUGUGUGUUUACUCCUGUCUAUUGUGGGUUCCAAGAGUGGUUGGUGUAUGUUUGUGUGUGUGUGUGUGUGUUACAGGGAGAGGCUGAGAGCCUUGGGGCAUGGGAAUUAUAUGUUCCCUCCAGCUGCUGAACUGGUGGGCACCUCCUGAGCGGGGCUGUGGUCAGAGCUGUGCAUGGAUUGUCUUUUGCGUCUCCAGUGCAGUCAUUAUGUUGGAGGAAGUCCAGAGACCCAGAACCACCCAGCAGGCACCUCUGUGGUUUGUCAGCUGCUAAGGUGGAGAAGCGUGUGUCCUACAGUGUUCUGUUGCUUCCAGCGUUGGCCAGGACCUUCCCCUGUGCUGUAACAACAUUGCUGCCGGUUGGUGGUGGUGGGGGCUGGUUUUCAAAGGGACCUACUGUAGCCACUUUAAUUUAUGAUCAUGAGCCUUAGUUUGACCUAACAUUUGUGAGCUUUCCAUUCUGUGUGUGUCUGCACGUAGUAACACCCAGUCUGGCAGAGGGGGGCGGAAUGUCUGAAUGAUACCAUGUUAGCAGGCGUCCCAAUGGCCUCUGCAAAACCUGUACUGUCUUGUUCCUGCAGAAAUAAGUAGUCACGUGAAUAUACUGCCAUGUCACUUUUAAUAUUACCAGUUUUAUACUUGGAAAACGGUACUUGUCUCCUUUACAUCUUUUCUGUCUUUAACCACCCCAUUCCCAAUUCAAUGCUCCCUUCCUAAUUGCAGCAAUAAUAUCUUUAAAAGCAAUUAAGUAAUUAAAUGUCCCAUAUCUUAAUCGUUGUGGAUGGUUGCAUUCAUUUGAUUAUUUAGGCCCACAGGUGCGAUCCCCAGUGGGGUGCUGGCAGCUCUUGAACUGGCUGCUGGUGAGAGAUCGCCCCCUUGUGGUGAAAUGGUUGUGUGUGACCACUGCUCGUAGGGCCACUAGUGGGGCAGGAGCGGGUGAGCCUGUCUCCUGCCCAAUGCCCAGCGCUGUCGUAGCUCCACCACCACUGAUGUCACACCUGUUUUAAGGAGGUCUGGAACUCAGGUCUUUAGUUCCCCAGGGGCAGGGCCCUGCCUUACGUUUUCUGUCAUCUUCAUCCUCCAUUUCUGCUUCCACCUUAGUGAUAAUUGAGCCAUCCGUGGUAGUUUCCAGCCAGCUGGGCAGUGUGGCUCUAACCAAAGGGCACUGACUUCAAACCCUGCAUUUGGUUUGGGACCUGAUAGAACCUCUCAGAGCAUCUUCGCACCUGUUACUGCCUUUGUCUUGUUCCAUUAUGACUUAAGAAGUGAGGAGUCUUCCCAAAGGGUUAUUCAGGUUCCAGAGGCUGUCCUUCAGGUUACCAAGCUUUUCAUUCUGGCUUGCAGCCCACUCAGACUUGCCAGAAUCAACCUGAGGAAUGCAGUCUUUGCUAUGGUUUUCUGCCAAAUGACUCAGUUUCCUAAGCACUACUUGCUUUGGGAUAAACCCUAGAGAAAGAGGGGCCAGGAUAUGCUUGGUUAGGAGGCCUGGCCCAUCCAAUAAAUGGUGUCUGAAUGCUUAUAUGUGCUCCUUACCGCUGUGAGCCCCUUUACCUUCUCUGUGGGUUCUUGGCAGCAACAGACCACUUAGAGCUAGACCCUGUAGUAUCAGAAGGAAAGAUGGAAGCCUAAUUUGAUAGCCACCAGCUAUAGCCUGGGUAAGCAAGUCAGGUGGUUGAGAGCCUUUUCUUGGAGUCUUCAUUGCUUUCAUUUUUCUUGUGCUUUCUUCUUUUUUCAUAAUCUCUCAAUAUCAUCCCCUAUAAUUUCAAUUAUUUGAAUUAA